CGUGGAAGUGAGUUGCCUUGAGUUUGAAGGUGUACCAUAGUGUCUGGUCACCUAUCGGGAGGUCUGAAAUUCAUGAGAAUUGUGCGCUGUAGCAUGACUGGAAGCGUGGACGAUUUUGUUCUGCUACAUGAUUAAUUACCAUGUGAACGCACUCAAAAUUUUACGCAGAAGCAAGCAAGUCGAACGAGAGGAGUUGUAUUCAUUUUUCGGGACGGGAUCUCCAUAAUGAAAUUCGCGGAAAUGUGAUAAAUGAUCCAGGUUUUCCGCAAUAAUGGAGUUAUUUAAAAGUGGUUUGAGAUCAGUGCUUGGAGCUCCUACAGUCGAAAAUCCCCCUUCAGGAGCAGAAACGGUUGAGAAGCUGAUCAAUCGUGCGAGGUCAUCUACUUUGCUGGAUGAUAGACGAGAUGCCUGUCGUGCGCUCAAAGCGCUUUCACGAAAAUUUCGUAUGGAAGUAGGUGCUCAAGGACUUGACGUGCUCGUUGGCUUGUUGAAUACGGACCGUUCGGACUCCGAAAUCCUCGGUUACGUUCUUGAUGCCCUGUGCAAUGUUACCUCGAAAGAAUCCCUGGAGGAAGAGCGAGAAAUCGCGGAAGUGCCCAUUGGGCAACUGGAAGAAUUAGGAGAGCGGUUCACUGAGAUUUACUUGAAGAAUCCUGAUAAUGUGAGAGUGAUCCUCGACAUAUUGGAUGAAUAUGAUUUUCAUGUUCGGUGGCCGGCUGUGAAGCUACUGACGAAUUUAAUUUUGAACAGGCCAAAGGAUUUACAAGAAUGUAUCCUUGUGAAUCCGAUGGGGGUUUCAAAGUUCAUGGAUCUCCUGUGUGAUUCCAGGGAAGUGAUCCGAAAUGAUGGUCUUCUUUUGCUUGGUCAACUCACAAAAGGGAACGCCAAUAUUCAGAAGAUAGUCGCAUUCGAGAAUGCUUUUGAAAAAUUAUUCAAUGUUGUUGCUGAAGAGGGAUAUUCAGAUGGUGGAAUAGUUGUUGAGGACUGCUUGCAUUUGUUCCUAAACCUCCUACGAAACAAUCCCUCCAAUCAAACAUUUUUCAAAGAAGGAAGCUACAUCCAAAAGAUCUGCCCCUUCUUUGACAUUGCGAUUCCGGAUGGGGACAUGCCUUUAGGAUGGCCUUCUCAGAAAGUCGUGAAUGUGCAGCUGAUGCUACAGGUUUUACAAUCGCUCAUCAGCCCUUCACGGAGUUCUGGAGGGAGUGGGGAAGUCCUCUUUUGCCAGCAACUCAUGAGGAAGUGUGGGCUGCUUGAAAAAAUGUGCAAGCUCUUGAUGACAUCUGGUGUCCCAGCAGAUGUGCUCACAGAAAUAAUUCACACUGUCGGCGAUAUGAUCAGAGCUUGUGAAGCAAGUCAGGAAUACUUUGCUGAACUUCUUGUUCCUUCUAAUCCACCGCAGAAAGCCUUGGUCAUCCUCAUGAUGUCGAUGGUGAACAAUAAGCAACCAUUUGGCUUGCGAUGUGCUGUGCUGUACGUGUUCCAGUGCUACCUGUAUCGGAACGACUCGGGAAAGGCGCAGAUCGUUCAAACUCUGCUUCCGUCGUCGACUGCUCAAUUGACGAGCGUGAGUGUUGGACAAUUAUUGUGCAGCGGACUGCUGAGCACCCAGGACGACUUUUCCGUAUGGUGUGCUGCUGUGGCAUUGUCUCACACUCUGGUCAAUAGUCCGCAGCAGAAGGAGAACCUCCUCAAAGUUCACCUAGCCAUUUCUCGCGUCGGAAAUCCCGUGCUUUUGCUUCAACAAUCGUUUCUUAUUCUUCAACAGGCAACGAAGCCCCAGUCAAAGCUGGGAAUACUGAUGUUUUUGAGUCAGUGGCUCGCAAGUUGUUCAUCUGCGGUGACUGCUUUUCUAGGAUUACAGUCUGCCAUCCCUUUCUUAAUAUCCCAGGUUGGAUCAAAUGAGAGCGAAGAGAACGAGGAUCUGGUGCAAUCAGCUUGUGCAUUCCUGCUUGGGUUGUGCAUAAUAUUCAAUUCGAAUAACGAUCCGUCGAGUAAUAAGGAGUCAUUGAAAAUGCUGAUAGCCAAGAGGAUCGGCACUGAGAAGUUUUUGGAUUGUGUGGGGACAAUCGGGAGGCAUGAAAUUUACGCCAAAGCUUUGAAAUCUCCGCAAGUUAGGUAUAAUUGUGUGAGUGAGCCUUUGCUCGACCAUGAAUUCGCCAGACUGCAUAAGUCUUUUGAAGGAAUGGUGGUGUCGGAAGUUUCCGGCGAAGCUUUAAAGAUUGACCAAUCUGAACGUGAUUUGAAUGGGAUGGUUCAGCAGUUGCAAGCUUCCAUGGCAAGUCUUCAGUUGGAAAAUGACAGAAUGAAGAGGGACCUGGAGGAAGCCCGGAAGAAUGCGUUACCCAUGUUGAAUGGAACUUUGUUCCCGACGCCCGUGCGUGCUUCUGUGAUUGAAAGUGAUGAUUCCGGCAAUCUGAAAAGUGAGAUUGAUGCCCUGAAGGUGGAUGUAGCGUUGAAAGCAGACAUGAUACAUCAGCUUCAAAGAACAUUAGGGGAACGAGACGCUACUAUUGAAGUUCUUCAAGCACAGAAAGCUCAGGAAACUGAAAGUGAUAACCCACACAAUGUAUUGAAAAUCUUGGAUGCGGAGCGUUCUCGAUUACUGAAGGCGACCUCGGAAUUAGCUGCGUUGCGGAUGGACCAAGAAAACAUGAUGGAUCUUCUCACGGAUUACGAAACGAAAAUAUCGGCCUAUGCGCGACGUCUCAAAGAUUUAGGACAAAGUGUGGAUGAAGAAGACUUGGACGUGAAUGAGAUCGAACAGAACUUGGCGGAGGAAGCAAAUGGUGGCUAUUGCUAGACAUCCUCUGAAGCACUCGUACGGAUUUCCGGAAGGCGCGUUUGUUGUUACCUGGGCAAGCUGGAUGAAGUUUGGGUACAUUUUGAAUUGGACGAUUCAUCUGACACAAGGCACGUGGUUGGACGUUUGUUGUGCGACCGGUUUGUUUUCGUGGUCCUUACGUCAGGUUACAUUCCAGGAGUGUACGUGUGAGCGUGCACUUGACCUGGUGCAAGCGUUUGGGAAAUCGUUAUUUUAUUGGGAUUGAUGGAUUUUAUUUCUCUGAAGGGUCGUUGCACUCGCAUGCUGUGUGGAAUACAUCUGUUUGCGAUGGA
This is a messenger RNA of Notodromas monacha, 3114 nucleotides long. The record is from the annotation of a GenBank genome assembly. NCBI's taxonomy places the organism in Eukaryota, Metazoa, Arthropoda, Ostracoda, Podocopida, Cyprididae.